Molecule: messenger RNA, 420 nt
Organism: Cryptosporidium muris RN66
Lineage: Eukaryota; Apicomplexa; Conoidasida; Eucoccidiorida; Cryptosporidiidae
Exons: 1
Coding region: 1-420 (139 amino acids)
Source: RefSeq, a predicted model, not a curated record
AUGAAUGAUUCUAGUUGGUCUCGUCUAAUUUCUCAAAUGGGAGUUAAUAUUCGAUCUCUAUCAGAUGGUAUUAACAGAUUACCUCUUGGUCAACAAUUUAAACAAACCUAUCCAGAAUAUUUGAAUGAUAUUGGAGCUUUAUGUGCUUGUGUACGUAUAUUUCAGGAUACACUAACCCCUGCAUCACAUCACUUAGCUAUAUUCCCCUAUGAGAAAAUAUACAAAGAUCCAAUAGCUAUUCCAAAUUUACUAACAACAGCUACUUCAAAUGGAAUGAGAGAUGAAAUCGAAUUGUUGAAAACAGAGGAAUAUACUGAAAAUACAGAUAUGAGUGUUAAGAAUUUGGUCAAACGAAUAAAUGACUUUAAUAAUAUAUUGAUUAAUAUAUCUCAAGUCAUAUCAGAUAUGAAUAUAACAUAA